ACUUCGACUUGCGUGAUCGUUUGUCGUGUGUCAUCGUUUUUUGAAGGCAUAAGAAGUCAUUUAAUUUUUGUAUACAAAGAGAAUUAUGCGUGCAUUAUUUCCACAACAAAUUUACAAAAUAUUGAAUCUAAAUUAUUAGUGCAGAAGGUGUUACCGGAACCUUAGUUGUAACGGAACAGGUGGUGGUUAUGAUAAGGGGAAUGGAGUAAAAGGAAAAUUUUGCGUUUAUAUUUGCUUGCCUAUACGAAAAACGCAGAAAGUUAAACAAAGGGUCAAAUUGUUUGUCAGAUGAUAGCGCAGUUGUUACUUUAUUAGGAAAUUCUAAAUCACAAACUAAACAAAAAUAAAGAGGACUAAGCCCCGAAAAAGACAAGCGAGCGAGCCACAAGCAGCGUUAUUGCCUCAUUCUGCGACGUUUCCACGCAUCGCUUCUUGCGCCACAUCACCCAUAGCCAAGAAAAUGCAACGCCCCAAUGCCGUAGUGAGACCAACAAGUCUCGAUGAAAUCUGGAACGACCUGGAGGAUGGUAUCAAACAGGUGUUUCAGCCAGAAAAGUCGAAUUUAUCGACCGAUCGGUAUAUGCACUUGUACACAUACGUUUAUAACUAUUGCACAAGUGUGAAUACUGUUCAACGUUCGAUGGCUCGUGCAGGUGGAGCACAGCUCGUUGGCAAGAAGUUAUACGACCGUCUCAAAGAGUUCCUGAAAACUUAUUUAACCGGAUUACAGAAGGCGUUUGAUAAUAUUGAGGGCGAAGAAAUACUGUUGACACAUUACACCAAACAAUGGGAAUCAUAUCAGUUCUCAAGCAAAGUUUUAAACGGUAUUUGCAGUUAUUUGAAUCGACACUGGGUGAAGCGAGAAUGCGAGGAGGGCCAAAAAGGUAUUUAUGAUGUCUAUCGACUAGCUUUGGUCACGUGGAAGGAAAAUCUAUUCAGAACGCUGAAUGAAUCAGUUACAAACGCUGUACUGCGAUCGAUUGAAGAGGAACGUAAUUCCCAAACCAUAAACCGCCACCUCAUAAAGAGUGUCAUAAAUUCUUAUGUGGAGCUGGGCUUCAACGAGGAGGAAUCAGAUUCUGAUAAUUCCAAGAAACUAUCUGUUUACAGGGACCACUUUGAGAAUAAAUUUAUUAAGAAAACUGCAGAGUUUUACAAGAAACAAUCCGAAGUAUAUUUGAGUAGCUAUUCGGUGUCUGAUUACUUGAAGCAUGUGGAGGAUCGCCUUGACGAGGAAAGCAAACGAGUGAAUCGUGACGAGUUUUCAUAUCUACAUGAGAGCACACAUAAUAUCCUUAUCAAGACUUGUGAGCAGGCAUUGAUUGAAAAGCACCUUGAGCGGUUCCGCGCCGAGUUUCAGAAAUUUCUUAAUGACAAUAAGAAUGAUGAUCUAAAACGCAUGUACAGCUUAGUUGCACGUAAUCCCGAAAAUUUAACCGAACUGAAGCGUAUACUUGGUGAUCAUAUAUUAGAGCAAGGCACUGAAGCCAUAAAGAAAGCUGGUGCCGAAGCAGCCAACGAUCCUAAGUUGUACGUGCAAACCAUAUUGGAAGUCCAUAAGAAAUACCAUGGUCUUGUUGUUGUAGCCUUUAACAACGACAACGGUUUUGUGGCAGCACUUGACAAGGCAUGUGAGAAAUUCAUCAACUUGAACGAAGUGACGCAGGCAAAUAGUGCCAACAAAUCGCCAGAAUUGCUUGCCAAAUACUGUGAUUUGUUGCUGAAGAAAUCUUCUAAGAAUCCCGAAGACAAGGAACUCGAAGAUAAUCUGAACCAAGUAAUGGUUGUUUUCAAAUACAUUGAGGAUAAGGAUGUUUUCCAAAAGUUCUACUCGAAAAUGCUUGCCAAGCGCCUCGUAUAUCACACAUCUGCUUCUGAUGAUGCCGAGGCGAUAAUGAUUUCCAAAUUAAAACAAACUUGCGGUUAUGAAUACACGAUCAAAUUGCAACGCAUGUUCCAAGACAUUGGUUUGUCUAAGGAUUUGAAUGCGAGCUUCAAACAACAUUUAGUAAAUGCAAGAAUACCGCAAGAAAUAGAUUUUAGCAUUGAAGUAUUGUCGUCGGGGUCAUGGCCGUUUAACCAGAGCACCACAUUUUUAUUGCCCUCCGAAUUGGAGCGUUCUGUACAGCAAUUUAAUGAAUUCUAUGCAAAUCGGCACUCCGGCCGCAAACUGAAUUGGCUGUAUAAUCUGUGCAAAGGUGAUUUGGUGACCAAUUGCUUCCGCAAUCGGUACACACUGCAGGCGAGCACAUUCCAAAUGGCUGUGCUUCUACAAUUCAAUGACCAAACUAAAUUCACUCUGCAGCAGUUGCAAGAAAAUACCCAAAUCAGCUUAGAAAAUCUUAAACAGGUGCUACAGAUCUUAAUGAAAGCCAAGCUGCUGGUUUGCGCUGACGAUGAGAAUUCGCUCAAUCCCAACUCUGUGAUGGAGCUAUUCUUGGAUUAUAAAAACAAGAAGCUUCGCAUUAACAUCAACCAACCGCUAAAGACUGAGCUCAAAGUGGAGCAAGAAGCAGUUCAUAAGCAUAUUGAAGAGGAUCGCAAACUGCUUAUACAAGCCGCCAUUGUACGAAUAAUGAAGAUGCGAAAGAAGCUUAACCACACACAGCUUAUAACUGAAGUACUCAACCAAUUGGCGUCGCGCUUCAAACCUAAGGUGCAGGUGAUCAAAAAAUGCAUUGAUAUUCUAAUCGAAAAGGAGUAUCUGGAGCGUAUGGAGGGACAAAAGGAUACCUAUAGUUAUUUGGCAUAAAUGUUUUAUUCAAAUGAACGAGGUCCACUUCACUCAACAACCACCACGGUUGCGCAUAAAAACAAAUCGUGCAGGGGCGAUAAGAACUAUUUCAUAUUUCAAUUUUUUGUUAAAUUAGCAUUUUAUCCAAUUUCAAACUUCAUGAAACGCAUAUUACAUUCAAAAAUAAAUACAAAUAAGUUAACUAAUUGAUCACAUGAAAUACAUAGUUAUUGAUAAAACUAAUUAUAUUCAGUCUAAAUUUUAGACGCUUAACAAAAAAAAAAAACUCAUGCUCAUGUGGUCAUUCAGUUUAUUUCGAAACUAGA
Rhagoletis pomonella (apple maggot) is the source of this 3060-nucleotide messenger RNA. RefSeq names its product cullin homolog 1 (gene Cul1). The record is from RefSeq and is a predicted model, not a curated record. The transcript has 5 exons. Bases 461 to 2752 code for a protein of 763 amino acids. Gene Ontology annotation, cellular component: SCF ubiquitin ligase complex. Gene Ontology annotation, molecular function: ubiquitin protein ligase binding. Lineage: Eukaryota; Metazoa; Arthropoda; Insecta; Diptera; Tephritidae. Gene Ontology annotation, biological process: protein ubiquitination; SCF-dependent proteasomal ubiquitin-dependent protein catabolic process.